UGAAUUCCUAGUGAUCGAAGUCCAAGACACAAAGGAUAAUAGCCUCAUGAGAAGACAUCAGUUUCCUAAGGAUUAUGUUCUUUAUUGAGGUAAAGGAACCAUGCUAAAUCAUGUAUGCUUUAUGUCUUGCCAAUGUAGCUUUGUUUGGAAAGGUACUUGUUUAGGUGGGGCCUGAAAUGCACCAGAGACUGUGCGUUCACUGUGCUUUCCUUCCUUCUCUUCCAAUACUCAAUCUUCAACCGCCACAUUGCUAUCGCUUCCUGCUCUCCAAAUUCAAAACUUCAAAGAUGUCACCCACGACCCUUCCUUCUGGCUGUUGUCUCUGUGGCAAAGAAUCUGGUCUCUUCAAGUGCGAUCAGUGUGAGCUGGUGCCAUACUGUAGCAGCGAACACCGGAUACUCCAUCUCCCAUGGCAUAAAAAUACUUGCAUGGCGAUAAAGAGGUCUUGCAUUCAUCUGGAGCAAACAAAGGAGGCGUUGAUCAACGAUGGUUAUGUCUUGCCUAUCGCCACCAAUCAAGUCUCGGCGUGGGCGCCACAGUACAUAGAAGCACGCCUGGAUUUGAUUAAGGCCAUGGCUGAGAUCAAGCAUGUUGAAUCAGUUCAGGCACAGCUUAAUCACUCCAUGGAUAUGUUCGAAUCAUGCGGCCCUGAAUUUGCGGGCUUAUGGGAGGGCAUCCCUGCCUUGAUGGCCCGUCUACACAAGGACCAGGAAUGCUACGAUUUCGUGAAAUGGUGGCAUACGGUCCGCGCAUCGAGCGGUAAUAUUAAUGCCCUCUCAAGAUUGAUGUCUUGUAAGAUCAAGAACGCUGAUCCUUUCGAACGCCUUGACAACUUCGGUGCCGGGUUUGUCAAUUCUAGCUACAUGAUCGUUUUAACUCUCCUGAAAGUGAAAUUCUUGUUGGACUUAAGGAGGAUUGAUCAAGUGGUAUUCGCGCUUGGCGCUACAUUUCCUCGUGAGAUCCUAGAUCUGAUUCUGUCAUUCGUACCUUGGAGUCCGGUCGUUGCUGCGAACCGCAGGGCCCUAGAUGAUGAAGUGCGCAGUGAGCUAAUUUACGAGUUAGAGGAGCAAGCCAACAGUUUGUUUGAGCAACUUCAGAGGAGGGCUCCUGUUUUAUGGCGGAAGUUUGUGUGUCAAAAAGAUGAUCUCGAUGCGAUGUACAGCGAGAGCCCUACGCCACGGUACAUGGUGGAGAGAGUGAACAAAUAUCUGACGCUCACUCAUACGGCAUGGAUAGAGACACCAGGCGCGAUCGAUAUUCUCAACUCGAAACUCGUAAACACCAUUCGUAGCUAAAUUCAUGGCUCUAUGAGCUUUAUGUGGCCAAGUACAUCACAGAUCGCGAUGUAUUAUUAGGAUAAUACCUCACCCUGGUUAUCAUUCGUGUAUUGACUUCAUCUGGGUAUUGC
Molecule: messenger RNA, 1408 nt
Organism: Aspergillus pseudonomiae
Lineage: Eukaryota; Fungi; Ascomycota; Eurotiomycetes; Eurotiales; Aspergillaceae
Product: zinc finger MYND domain-containing protein
Exons: 2
Coding region: 177-1295 (372 amino acids)
Source: RefSeq, a predicted model, not a curated record